Messenger RNA from Rhincodon typus (whale shark), 876 nucleotides. Its product is annotated as suppressor of tumorigenicity 7 protein homolog. NCBI's taxonomy places the organism in Eukaryota, Metazoa, Chordata, Chondrichthyes, Orectolobiformes, Rhincodontidae. The annotation marks the transcript as partial. The record is from RefSeq and is a predicted model, not a curated record. The transcript is spliced from 8 exons.
CCUUUAGUAGCUGCGUUUCUGAACACAUUGACUCCGAAGUUCUAUGUGGCAUUAACAGGAACGUCCUCUCUCAUAUCAGGACUCAUAUUAAUAUUUGAGUGGUGGUAUUUUCGAAAGUACGGCACGUCUUUCAUUGAGCAGGUCUCCGUGAGCCACUUGCGGCCACUGCUUGGCGCAGUGGAUAAUAACCUGCCUGCGGUUAAUUUUACUGCCAGCAAUGGAGAGGCUGAAUCGAACAGGCAAAACGUGUCAGAAUGUAAGGUGUGGCGAAACCCGCUGAAUCUCUUCAGGGGAGCCGAGUACAGCAGGUACACAUGGGUCACAGGGAGAGAGCCCUUGACAUAUUAUGACAUGAAUCUGUCAGCACAGGAUCAUCAAACGUUUUUCACGUGUGACACAGAUCAUGUCAGACCCGCAGAUGCUGUGAUGCAGAAAGCCUGGCGGGAGAGGAAUGCACAAGCAAGAAUGAAGGCAGCAUACCAAGCUUUAGAAUUAAACAAUGAGUGUGCAACAGCAUACGUUCUGCUAGCUGAGGAGGAGACCACCACGAUCCUUGAAGCUGAGAAGCUAUUUAAACAGGCACUGAAAGCAGGCGAGGUGUGCUACAGAAGGAGCCAGCAGCUUCAGCACCACAGUCCACAGCAGGAAGCACAGCACAGGCGAGACACAAAUGUAUUAGUUUAUAUAAAACGAAGGCUUGCAAUGUGUGCAAGAAAACUGGGAAGAAUACGAGAAGCAGUAAAACUAAUGAGAGAUUUGAUGAAAGAGUUUCCACUCCUUAGUAUGCUGAAUAUACAUGAAAAUUUAUUAGAAGCUCUGUUGGAGUUACAAGCCUAUGCUGAUGUACAAGUGGUCUUGGCCAAAUUUGAUGGUUAG